AUGUUUUUACAUUCGUUUUUACCGUUUUCAUCGUCCGCGCUCGACAAAGGUGACGAAAUACGUAUAUCCAUUCAGAAUCGCGAUGCGCAUACGUUACCAAGCGAUAGUUUUAUCUAUAUAGAGGGUAAAAUAACGAAACCUGCCGAACUCCUAACUGAGAUAUCUAUCGCACAAAAUGGUUUAGCAAAUUUAUUUAACGAAAUUAAGUAUGAAAUAAACUCUACCGAGGUACAGCGGGUUAAAAAACCAGGAAUAACUAGUGCUAUGAAGGGUUAUUGCUCGUAUUCACCCGCCGAUGCGAAUAUCCUGCAAAACGCUGCUUGGGAUAUCACUAACAAAAAUGCUAAUUUCGUGAAAGACAACACGUUCAGUGGCUGUAUUCCGUUGAAACACGUUUUCGGUUUUUGCGAAGACUACAAGCGAAUAUUGAUAAAUUGCAGUCAACAACUAAUAUUGAAUAGAUCGAUGUCGGAUACGAGCGCACUACAUUAUACCAGCGUGGUGGGCGGGGACAUGGCUACCGCGUCGGUUAAGGCGUUGGUGGCGAAAGUCAAAGUUCAGCUAACGCGAGUGUUGUGGAAAGUACCAGUGAUCAAAGUCGACGAUCGGGAGCGGUUGAAGCUGAUGAAAAUCAUCGAUAGCAAAAAAAUGAUAAAUUGCGCUUUUAGAAAUUGGGAGCUUUGCGAGUAUCCGAAUUUACCGCAAACGAGCAAACACUCUUGGAUGGUUAAAACGUGCUCUUUAUUUAAUCGCUUUUCUCACGAAUACGCCUGGAAGCGUGGCGGACGGUUACAGCGGUGA
Messenger RNA from Aphis gossypii (cotton aphid), 801 nucleotides. RefSeq lists its product as uncharacterized. Lineage: Eukaryota; Metazoa; Arthropoda; Insecta; Hemiptera; Aphididae. Bases 1 to 801 code for a protein of 266 amino acids. The transcript has a single exon. The record is from RefSeq and is a predicted model, not a curated record.